Messenger RNA from Propithecus coquereli (Coquerel's sifaka), 1723 nucleotides. RefSeq names its product achalasia, adrenocortical insufficiency, alacrimia (gene AAAS). Gene Ontology annotation, biological process: nucleocytoplasmic transport. Gene Ontology annotation, molecular function: protein binding. Gene Ontology annotation, cellular component: nuclear pore. The record is from RefSeq and is a predicted model, not a curated record. Lineage: Eukaryota; Metazoa; Chordata; Mammalia; Primates; Indriidae. Bases 162 to 1697 code for a protein of 511 amino acids. The transcript has 16 exons.
GUUAUUCUUCGCUUCACUUCCGUUCAGCUUUGCGUCGCUGUUUGUCUCGUGCGGCUACCCGUCCGCAUACGAAUCUAGCCCGGGAACUAAGAGUUGCAGUGGGUUAUGUGCUGUCACCGGCCAGCAGUUUGCUGACUCGAGACGUCCUCCGGACCGACAAGAUGUGCUCCCUGGCGUUGUUCCCGCCGCCACCGCCUAGGGGUCAAGUCACUCUAUAUGAGCACAAUAACGAGCUGGUGACGGGCAACAGCUAUGAGAGCCCGCCUCCCGACUUCCGGGGCCAGUGGAUCAAUCUUCCUGUCCUACACCUGGCCAAGGAUCCUCUAAAGACCCCUGGGAGGCUGGACCAUGGCACAAGGACUGCCUUCAUCCAUCACCGGGAGCAAGUGUGGAAGAGGUGCAUCAACAUUUGGUGUGAUAUGGGCCUUUUUGGGGUGCUGAAUGAAAUUGCAAACUCAGAGGAGGAAGUGUUUGAGUGGGUGAAGACGGCAUCCAGCUGGGCCCUGGCACUCUGUCGAUGGGCCUCCUCCCUCCAUGGGUCCCUGUUCCCCCAUCUGUCUCUCAGGAGUGAAGAUCUGAUUGCUGAAUUUGCCCAAGUCACAAAUUGGUCCAGCUGCUGCUUGCGUGUCUUUGUGUGGCACCCCCACACCAACAAGUUUGCGGUAGCCCUGCUAGAUGACUCAAUCCGAGUGUAUAAUGCCAACAGCACUAUAGUACCCUCCUUGAAACACCGGCUGCAGCGAAAUGUGUCGGCUCUGGCCUGGAAGCCCCUCAGUGCCUCUGUUUUGGCUGUGGCCUGCCAGAGCUGCAUUCUCAUCUGGACCCUGGACCCUACCUCCUUGUCUACCCGACGGCAGCCCAUGGUAUGGGAUGUCUCAACCGAGACCUGUGUUCCCCUUCCCUGGUUUCGAGGAGGUGGGGUUACCAACCUGCUCUGGUCCCCAGAUGGCAGCAAAGUUCUGGCUACCACUCCUUCAGCUGUCUUUCGAGUCUGGGAGACCCAGAUGUGGACUUGUGAGAGAUGGCCUACUUUGUCAGGGCGCUGUCAGACUGGCUGCUGGAGCCCAGAUGGAAACCGACUGCUGUUCACUGUUUUGGGGGAGCCACUGAUUUACUCCUUGUCAUUCCCAGAACGUUGUGGUGAGGGGAAGGGGUGUGUUGGAGGUGCAAAGACAGCAACAAUUGUGGCAGAUCUGUCUGAGACAACAAUACCGACACCAGAUGGUGAGGAGAGACUUGGGGGAGAGGUCCACUCCAUGGUCUGGGACCCCAGUGGGGAACGUCUGGCUGUGCUCAUGAAAGGAAAUGCAAGGGUACAGGAUGGUAAACCAGUCAUUCUCCUUUUCCGCACUCGAAAUAGCCCUGUGUUUGAGCUUCUUCCUUGUGGCAUUAUCCAGGGGGAGCCAGGAGCCCAGGCCCAGCUCAUCACUUUCCAUCCUUCCUUCAACAAAGGGGCCCUGCUCAGUGUGUGCUGGUCCACAGGCCGAAUUACCCACAUCCCUCUGUAUUUUGUUAAUGCUCAGUUUCCACGUUUUAGCCCAGUGCUUGGCCGGGCUCAAGAGCCCCCAGCUGGGGGUGGAAGCUCUACUCAUGACCUGCCCCUCUUUACUGAAACAUCCCUAAUCUCUGCCCCCUGGGACUCUCUCCCAGGGCCCCCACCUGCUCGGCCCCAUUCCUCUCAUCCCCAUACCCAAUAAUAAAAAAUGUCUUGUUUUCCACUCAA